Molecule: messenger RNA, 1047 nt
Organism: Aaosphaeria arxii CBS 175.79
Lineage: Eukaryota; Fungi; Ascomycota; Dothideomycetes; Pleosporales
Exons: 5
Coding region: 1-1047 (348 amino acids)
Source: RefSeq, a predicted model, not a curated record
AUGGCGAUUGAUAUCGCUAUAGAAUGUCGGGCAGAGUAUGGUGUUGGUACAUGCAUCAUUCUAUUGCGUUUCUUCACCAGAUGUAAGACGGUCGGAUGGCGAAAUCUUUAUUGGGACGAUUUUUUCGCUUUUACCGCGUGGGUUUUCUUCACUCUCAUCUAUGCAAUGGUUGAGUUCCUUGGUGUUGUUGGUGCUCCAAUUGCAAUGACCCAAGAGCAACGUGAAGCACUGCCCGACGCAAUGAAGAAGUCAUUUCGGGAGGGUGCGAAGGGAAUGUUUGCAUCUUUUUAUUUUCUCAUUUUUCUAGUAUGGAGUUUAAAAGGCACAUUGAUCUUUCUUUUCCUCCAUCUGACAAAAAAUACGAAAAUGCAUCGAUACGUUCAAGCUGUCGGAGUCGUCUCGAUCGUCUGUUGUGUUGCAGCCCUCAUAACUCAAACUACCCACUGCCUUCCAUUGAAGCGUAACUGGCAGAUUCUUCCUGAUCCUGGCAAAGAAUGCUCUGCGGGAAUCAUUAUCAAUAUUGUCAUCGCCAUCGGUAAUGUUCUAGUGGACUGUCUUUUACUUGUUGUGCCCAUCAAGAUGCUCAAGGAUGCUCACAUGAGUUUGUGGCGAAAAGCUAGAAUCAUGUUUCUUCUCUCCCUAGGCCUAUUCGUCAUAGGCAUGGCCAUUGCACGAUGCAUCCUUUCGAUCGGAACCUCUGUGCAAGUAGCUCUAGCCUCUGUAUGGGCUCAAAGAGAAGCACUUGUGUCCAUCUUCGCGGUCAACGCACCUGUUCUCAAUACCCUAUUUAAGAGAGAAACCUGGACAACCCAAAAGUCAAAUUCGAAGUAUAGCAACGGAUACGCAUCGAAUGGAGGGCACUCUAAAGGGAACGAUAGUACUCUCGGACCGAAGAAACAUGACCAUAUCGAGAUUUACAAGAUGACAGACAUCGAGACGAGCAGCAGGGAAUCAACCUCAGAGUUGGUGAAUGCUUCGAUGGUGGAGUGGCAAAGCCAUGCACGUUCGGGAAAGAAGAGUGGCAGCUACAGUGGGCCAAUGGGGUAA